Molecule: messenger RNA, 9496 nt
Organism: Anopheles coluzzii
Lineage: Eukaryota; Metazoa; Arthropoda; Insecta; Diptera; Culicidae
Gene: pyd
Product: tight junction protein ZO-1
Exons: 16
Coding region: 313-8394 (2693 amino acids)
Biological process (GO): regulation of apoptotic process; cell-cell junction organization; cell-cell adhesion
Cellular component (GO): plasma membrane; bicellular tight junction
Molecular function (GO): cell adhesion molecule binding
Source: RefSeq, a predicted model, not a curated record
GAGCGCGCUCAGAGUAAAUGUUCGCGUCCAGGUAGACGCAGCUGCCGUUUCUCCGUAGCGUGCUCGAAGCGUCGCGCCGCGUUUGUUGUGUCGUGCCGUCGUUUCGCGGUUUCGUGCAUUAAUUUAACUCGCUACCGGUCGGGGUGUUUGGUGUAGAAUAAAAAACAAACCAACGUACAAAAGUGUUUUGCAUACACAGGCUGGCGUGGCAAUGUGGGUGACCGAGAGAAGCUAGCUUUUAUCUGGUGUGCGCUACUCCUCCUGCAAUACUUACGGCGGUAGUGUGUGGUACAAAAGCCUGGCCAGCAAAACAUGGCCGACGAGACGGGCGAAGUGCGGUCGCUGCUGAUGCGUCAUCGGCUGUCGAUUGUGCGUGAUUUGAUCGGUACGAGUUUGGUGCAGGUGUUGCUGAAGGCGGGCGUCCUCACGGUCGCCCAGGAGGAACAGCUGACCGGGGAGCCCAGCCUGGAUGCGCGCUGCGAUCAGCUAAUCGAGCUGAUUGCCCGCGACGGGUUCGAAAAGUUCAAACAGUUUUGCUACGCCAUCGAGUCCGAAUGCAGCCAGCUAAUUUCGGACCUGAUCAACGAUAAACUGUCCCAGGCGGAGGAGGAACUGCAGGAGGAGCAAGUCGGUGUUGGGUACGGUGGUGGUGGUGCGAAUAUUAGCGCCGGUGUUCCGUUGAACAUCGGCGCUGUCCACCCGGCUAUCGUACAGCCAGGAGAUCCAGAGCCGGUCGUAGCCUCCUUCGUCAAUGCUGAUGGGACAAAUAUAGCUAUGUCUGGAGUCACGCACGAUGAUUCGUCACUCAAGAAUGGCAGGGAUACAAUCGACUCGAAUCGGUCGCGUAGAAGUACAAGCUACUGUGGUACAUCGACACCAACUCCUACGACAGUCCCGAUCGGUAAUACCGUUUCCUCCCGCCGAUCAUCACUCAUCUCGGCCACCGCGUCAGCGGCCAGCAGUCAACAGCAGCACCAGCAGCAACCACCACCGAUCCCACAGCUACCAUCGAAAGCGCUAGUCGGUUCGGCGGCAGCACACAUCGAGCUCGGCGAGAGCAAGUUUGCCGUUUCGAACAAUAACUUUAACAACUCAGCGUUAAGCAGCAGUAGCAGCAAUAGCAACAACCAAAGCAACAACAACAACCAUCAACCAUCGAACGGCGGUAGUGUCGCUGGUUCCGCGACCGUUAAUGGCGGUGUCGUCCCCGACGCCAGCGUCCUCAGCAGUAUCCGGCAGGCGUUGGGUCAAGGGCACCACCUGCCGCCGUCGAACAAGCGGCUGCAGAAGUCGGAAUCGGCCGCCUACUCCUACUUUAAUCCAAAGCGAUUCAGCUCACCGCCGUUCGGCGAAAUCCUUGGCGGCACGACUGAUCGGCGACUUAACUUGAAGAACAAAACGGCCAGCCUGUUCCGCAGCAAGUCGAAAAAGGAGCAGCGAACGUACCGGUCGGUGAACGAUGCGAUCGAGGUGCUGGCCGAUCAGGUGGUGGAGGACGAGAAGGCGCUCGAGAGAACGUCAUGGGAUUAUAGCACGGUGACACUUUCCCGUGUGACCGGCUACGGGUUCGGCAUAGCAGUUUCCGGCGGCCGUGAUAAUCCACACUUUGCCAACGGUGAUCCGUCGAUCGCGGUUAGCGACGUGCUGAAGAAUGGUCCCGCCGAGGGCCAGCUACAAGUUAACGAUCGCAUCAUUUCCGUGAACGGUGUGUCGCUGGAAAACGUAGAGUACGCCACCGCCGUACAGGUGCUGCGUGACAGUGGCAACACGGUGACACUGGUGGUGAAACGGCGCGUACCAAAUCACAGUCUGAUGCAUCCACUUCCUGGUGCGAAUAUGCACGGCAUGGCUGGGCCCGGUGGUGGUGGCGGCGGCGGCGGCGGCGGUGGUAUCGGUAUGUCCGGUGGACCACCAGGGGGACCCAGUGCUGGUGCGAUGGGUGUGGGCAUGCCGGCUGGCGUAGCUGGCAUGAAUUCCCAUCAGCAUCAGCACAGCAUCAGCUCCACUGGUCUGGGGCUCGGUGCGAAUAAUGGAUCUCAGCAGCAAAUCAAAGUGAUCGUCACGAAGGCAAACAAAAAGGACGACUUUGGGAUCGUGCUUGGCUGCCGAUUGUUUAUUCGGGAAAUAUCUUCCAAAACGAAAGAUCAGCUGGCGGCCAACGGGUACUCGCUGCAGGAAGGUGAUCUGGUGACGCGCAUCCACAACACCAACUGCAACGACUCGAUGAGCCUGAAGGAGGCGAAGAAAAUCAUUGACGGUUGCAAGGAGCGGCUAACGCUCGCGGUGCUCCGUGAACCGAACGGCAUUGCCGGGGGCUAUGGUGGGGGUGCAGCCGGUGGUGGUGGUACCGCUUCCGGUAUGCAAUCGCCCGUCUACUCGCACACAGCCCAGGUGUCCAACUGUAGCAACAUGGACGAGAACUAUCUCAACGGGACCGGCGGCGGUUCGUACUCUGGGCAGAAUUUAUACGUACAACCCCCAACCAGACCGUCCGCGAUGAGUACGCUGCUGGCGGACGAUAAAAGCAAUCUCACACCGCGGGGCCGAUCCAGGGGACCGCUGACGGAUAUAUCGCUGCAGCAGCUCGAUCGCCCCAGCACACCGCCGGGAACGUCCAGUCGGACGGCGGACGGGGCAGGUCAUUCGCGAUCGCGCAGCGUUGUCGAUGAGCCGCCGAGGCCACCGCCCCCACGGGGAGAAGACUUCUACGCCACGCGCCGUCAGCUGAUGGACGAGAAGCCACCGACUACCGAACCGCGGUACAUCACAUUCCAGAAGGAGGGCUCGGUCGGUAUCAGGCUGACGGGCGGCAACGAGGUCGGCAUCUUUGUGACGGCGGUACAGCAGAACAGCCCCGCCUCGGCCCAGGGCCUGGUGCCGGGCGACAAAAUCCUAAAGGUGAACGAUAUGGACAUGAACGGAGUUACCAGGGAGGAGGCCGUCCUCUUUCUGCUCAGCCUGCAGGACCGCAUCGAGCUGAUCGUGCAGUACUGCAAGGAGGAGUUCGACAGCAUUACCGCCCAGCAGCGCGGUGAUUCGUUCCACAUCAAGACGCACUUCCACUGCGAUGCCCCGACAAAGGGCGAGCUGUCGUUUAAGGCCGGUGACGUGUUUCGGGUCAUCGACACGCUGUACAAUGGUGUGGUCGGUGCCUGGCAGGUGCUGCGAAUUGGACGCGGCCACCAAGAGCUCCAGCGAGGCGUCAUUCCGAACAAGGCACGAGCGGAAGAGCUCGCCACGGUGCAGUUUAACGCGAGCAAGAAAGAGCUCAAUGCAUCCGAGUCGCGCGUAAGCUUCUUCCGAAGACGUCGCUCGACGCACCGCCGCUCGAAGUCGCUGUCGCGCGAAAACUGGGACGAUGUAGUGUUCUCGGACGCCAUCUCCAAGUUCCCGGCGUACGAGCGGGUCGUGCUGCGCCAUCCGGGCUUCGUGCGCCCGGUGGUCAUUUUCGGCCCGGUGGCGGACAUAGCGCGCGAGCGAUUGAUGAAAGAUUUCGCCGACAAGUAUACGGCCCCAUUGCAGGACGAUGAUAAGGGCUCGUCCAAGUGCGGUGGCAUUGUGCGCCUGUCGAACAUACGCGACAUCAUGGACCGGGGCAAGCAUGCGCUGCUGGACGUGACGCCGAAUGCGGUCGACCGGCUGAACUACGCCCAGUUCUACCCGAUAGUGAUAUUUUUGAAGGCGGACACCAAGCACACAAUCAAGCAGAUGCGCCAGGGGCUGCCCAAGUCGGCGCACAAGAGCAGCAAGAAGCUGUUCGAGCAGUGCCAAAAGCUGGAACGCGUCUGGUCGCACGUCUUCAGCACAACGAUCAAUCUGAACGAUCCCGACACCUGGUACCGGAAGCUGAGGGACUCGAUCGAUCAGCAGCAGAGUGGUGCAGUGUGGAUGUCCGAGACCAAGCCGGUAGAAUCCCUGUCCGAUGAUUUCCUUUUCCCCAUGACCACAUCCCGUCUUUCUUACGCCUCGAGCCCCGAGUCGGACCUGGAGCUGAGUCCGGGCCCGUCAGCGUCACUAUCGCUGGGCAACUUGCCACAGUUAGUGAAAUCCAGCUCCGAUCCAUCGAUUGCCACUAAUCAGGAUAACUUGGAUAGGGAUAGAGAACUCGGUGACGGCAUGCCACCACCAUACACGAAUCCCUACGAACAUGGGCCACACUCUCGGCGAAUGACCGUGGAUAAUAAGUACGGAUUUUCAUCGAGCAAAAAUGGAGUAGGAGGCGGACCGUCCAUGAACCCUGAAGAUGCCAUUUACGGUUCUUCCACAUCACGUCCAGCGCCACCACUUCAGGGAACAGCGAAUGGGCCACAUUUCGGUACAGUUCCAGAUUUGCCACCCCGUAUUGAUAGAGCGUCCAAACCGGCGAACGCCCCCGGUGCGCCCAGUACGUCCGGUUCUUCCUUGCCAUCACGCAACUCAAGCUCGGGCGGAACGCUCGGCCGUUCGGCUCAGGAACGAUUGUUCGGCAAUGGCAAGCAAUCGUCCACCGAUGCGUUGCAUGAUCCCACGUCGUCCGCGCAGGAUGAGUACAGCAGUAGAAAUCAGCUGCUGGGGCUCGGAGCAGGCGACAAGCGACCAACGCUUCCACCGAUGGUGAACGGAGGAACGACAGCACCCGGCGCCGCUAGUUCGCUAGAGCGUAACCCGAAUGCUAACACAUCGCUGGAUCGUAGCGGCGGCGGUGGUGGCGGCGGUCGCUCGGCUGGCCAUCAUCAUCCCGGCAACAAUCCACAAAACACAUCGGGCAAAGCGAACGGAUCUUACGACAGCGUUUCCAGCUACGAUUCGUACAACACGUCAUCGCAGCUGACCGCACAGAAUAUGAGGUUAGGACCCAAUGCACCCGAUGAUCUGAAAUCGGUGCCCAACAGUCGCAAUGGAGCCCAUGCAAUGGGAGCAAAUGUUUCCGGGUUGUCAGACUAUGGGCGGAAUCCUGCGCUAAAUAACGCCCCGUCCGACAUGUUACUCACCACGGCUAGAAGUAACUAUAACGGUACAGGAGUGCAUGAAACAUUAACGCAACGGAACUCGGGCGAUCGUACGGCCGGAGGUAUGAACAUGCCCCAAAGACCAACCAAUCUUGUGCUUGACAGUCCCAGAAAGCAUAUUAUUGAAACGAAAACGGAUUACGGGAAGUAUAGUCGAAAUAAUUCAGCAUCGCAGGCAGAUUACUCCAAACCUAACAAAGGACCGUCGAUGAUUGGCUCGCCAGGACCGCCACCGGGUGCGAUGGGAGCGAAUAUGGGCAAUGGCGCACCGUUUAAGCCUGUUCCACCGCCUAAACCCAAAAACUAUCGGCCUCCUGUUGGAGGUUCCGGUAGUAACGGCGCCGGAAUGCACCAUUCCGGACAGUGGGAUAAUGGGGAACCGAUUUCACCUCGCUCGCCGGAUGGUUUCUAUUAUCCUCCCAUGGCGUCAUCGCAUUACCAUCAGGGCAUGGCUCACAAUGUACCAAGCUCGCCGAAUAACGGUGGGUCCCACGCACCGGGCAUGCACCCGUACAAUCCGUACACGGUCGGCAAUGGUGCGAACGGUGGCAACGGAGGCCCCAUGUACAACGGAAACGCCAACGGUAGUCACUCGUAUAUGAGCAAUGGUGUCAGGGACAUGGGGGCAAUGGGGGCAAGCAAUGGUUAUAACAACGGGAACGCACAAUACCCCUACGGCAAUACUUACAUGCAUAGAGGUAAUGGGGCUGGAACUCAUGGCAUAGGCAACAUGCCAGCAUUACAUCCCUCCGAUCGACACGCACUCGAUCUCGCCGGUAGCCGAGAGCAACGCGGAUCGGCCUUCGAGCUAUACCGCAAACCGCAACUGGGUACGAUGGUUGGGCACCACCACAACAUACGAGACAUGGAGCCAAUGAUGUCGAUCCAUGAGUUCAACCAGCACCAGCAGCAUCUGAUGCACCAGGAACGGAUGCGCCAGCUGCAGCAGCAGCCCCUCCCACCCAUACCCAGACCUCCGCCGCCGACGUCGCGUGGCCCUUACCCAGGGCACGAUCCAUCCCUCCCACCGGAGCUACCGGCGAAACCGCCGAAGAAAAACAUUCUCAAAUCACCGCUGAAAGCGAUCAAGAACGCAUUCAUUAAGUCUACCCGGCCACUGCGGCGACAGGUAAGCUUGGCCGGUGAUUCGGAUAAGAAAUCGCUCAGGCCGAUACUGAAACGGCAGCAUUCCAUGAUGGAACCACGAUCGGCCCGAAUGCGCAUGCCGGAUCAGCAGCACCAACAGUUGUACGAUCAGCAGCGUUCGAUGUACGCGCAAGAGAUGCAGCAGCAGGCGUACUACAACGAUCCUCGGUACGGUUCGUCCUACCAGGGACCUUACUCGCCACAGCCGAACCGAUCGUACCAGCGGCACGAACCAUACUAUCCGAAGGAUGGCAACAGUACCUAUCAGAACCUGGAGAUGGAAUCGAUGUAUGGCAACAGCCAGGGCAGAGGCGGCUACUACGAUCAGCAAAGCGAAGGGCCGGGCUACUACCCAACGGACGAGAAUCUGUACGCCAAUCGGGCACUCAUUGAGCUGGAACGGAGCAGAGCACCGCUAGGGCCGGGUGCCACGGUCAGCACGCUUGGCCGGCGCAUAGUGCGUCGUCACAGUAUGGCUGAUCGUACCGCUCCGUCGCCCAGCUUCAAUCAGCUCAAUCGCCGGCGAAUGGGCUCGGAGCGAGCGCCCCAUCAUGCCUCGAUAGUGGAUCAUCAUCGUGCGGCGAUGACGAAUGCGAACGUGAGCCGCGGUUCCUCCGCUCACGACGAAUCAAUCUACCAGAGCAAGAGCGGCUCGUUCCUGUACAAUGAGGCCCGCGAGCACAACCGGCGCGCAUUCGAAGAUCCAGUGUACCAAAGCCGGCGGGAAAUGCACCGUGAUCAUCUGUACCAGAGCAAGCAGCAGAUGCAGGAUCGCAUCCAGCAAAGCCGAAUGGUGGAGAUGGUGGCGCCGGCCCAAACGCAACCCCAGCCGCCACACGGUUCGUCUCCCGCUUCGGGCAAUGGCAGCAGCUCAAUGGGAGGGACAACCACCUCCGCUGCCAGCGAUCGGUUCCUGCGCAGCCAGGGUUUAACCGGUGGUGGUGGUGGUACUGCUAGCGGUUCGAACUCGAGUUCACCCAACUCUCCGUCGAGCAGUUCGUGCAAAAGCGGCUACUCGUCUUCGCGCAAUGGCGGCGAAAUGCGCGAACGGCGUACGCAGAUGCGCGAUCAGAUCUAUCAGUCCCGCAAGGAGGCGAUGGAAUCGAUGGCCGAACCGGUGUACGUUUCGCGCCGGGAGCUAAAGCACGAACCGAUCUACGAGUCGAAGAACGAGAACGAGUCUGCCUCCGUUGCCUCAGCGGGCGGAGCAGUAGACGCUCCUGUCAGUGAGAUGCAGGGGCUUCGCCUGAACAUGCCCGAACCAUUUGCCGGUGAGAAUAGUGGGCACAAAGCUAAGACAGAACAGCCCGAAGCUAGUUCCAAACAUACCACUCCGUCCACACCCUCAACCGGAAGAAAGCCGCAAGAUUUGAGUGCCCCUUUGGCCGCCGAAGAGGACGACGAUGUGGAGGAUGAGGAGGAGCAGCACGAACAGAGUGACGAGCGGACACUUACCGUAAGCAAUCAGAAUGACUCCGUGUUUGAGAAGCUGGCGAUGGGAGUGGUCCCAAGUCCCGGCAGCCCGGUAGCAACGUCCUCGCCCGUUCCAAGCACGCUGGGCACACCGAAAAGCAUCCGAGCGACCCACAUAUCCAACUUCCUAAAACGAACCGCUCCUCCGGUCAUGCCACCGCCUCCACCACCACCGACCGCGCUGAAUCGUCCCAGCCUGCCACCGUCGGAGGAGGCGGGACCAGCGACAGCAGCAGUAUACGCCAGCCGUACCUCGAUCGAAACACAGUACACCUCAACGGCCACCGGCUCGCAGAUGAGCCUUCCGAUCGGUCCACCGAACGCGACCAGCACACCGUUUGCCAGCGAACUGUCCCUCGGGCUACCGCCUCCCCGGCAACCGAUAACGCGGCGCGGGCUGUUCGACGCGUCCGGCGGCAGUUUGGCCGAUCCGAUCUGGAACGUUUCGCUGCAGAUUCCGCCCGGCGCGAUACCGCCCGGUGUGCAGCAGGAGAUCUACUUCACCGUCACUGAUCCGCGGCUGAGCGAAAGCGUCGGCGGACCACCGCUGGACAUGGAGAAUGGUGAAACGAUGCUAUCGCCACUCGUAAUGUGUGGUCCUCAGGGAACGGAGUUUCUUAAACCGGUCACGCUCAACAUACCACACUGUGCCGGCCGCACCGCUUCGCUGGGCCUUUCCCUUAAAGCCACCGACAGCGAGAAGAACCUGCAAACCGACUGGGAGGAUAUCGACCUGCCCAGCAAUACGGCGGCCCACACCGUCUCGGUCAAGGUGGACCACUUUUAACAACAGCAAACGAGUGUUGUGGAUUCGUUCUACCCCAGCAGUCAGCUUAGCAUUUUGUUCGGCGAAAUAGCGUUUGCUGUCCUUCCUGCCAAUUGAUCAUGAUGAUGACGAUGAUUACCAUCAAUGUUACAAGCCGUACUGAACAGUAGUGCCUUUUCCCCUGCAGCCGUGUGCAUCCGCAAUUAGGUUUGAUCCAGGGGUCAGUCUAGGGCCGCUGCCACAUCCCGAAAGAGGAUGGAGCGGAGUAGGAAUAGUAAAAUCUAAACUGUGUGUAUUGCUUACCAACGCAUCUUUGCCAUUUUAUCGUAGAAUAGACACAUUUUUUUAGGUGUAAGGCAGGAACGUUUUCUGACACACUUUUUAACACACUCUGUACAUAAAAGCAAAGGCGGCGCAUCGGACGUCGAACAAAUGCAUCGUUUUGAUGAAGUGUACUUUUGCAUCCACCGUGGAGGAAGCAGUAGACGUUUUAUAUUAUCUUACAAAAACAAAAACAAACAAAAGAUAAGGCGUAGGCCACAGUUUUUCGUGAUAGUUUUACCAUGUAAAUAGCUAAAAUCUCGAACCGGAUCGAGUUCAUCGAUCAUAUGGUGUACCAUGCUUUUUCGCUUCUCUUGACACGUGAAUCAAGGCUGCUCCUCAAGAUCCGGAUUAGUGAAUAGAGCUAGCUUCCCCACUGUACAGCCAUACCUAGAUGAGCGAAAGAACCGCGGGUAAUCCCGACAGCCGACAGAGUUAACCGGUGACAUAUUAUACAGGAAAGCGAUAGUUAAUCAAGACGGCUACGUACGGGAACCACAUCAUUGUCUAUUCAUUUCCGCUGCCAUUAUGAGAGACACAAUGUGUUUGUUUACACAGUACGCUUUGGCGCCAUGUACCAUGUGUGAAAGUGGUACAAACCGAGAAAGCCGGAAAGUAGAGACACAGAGCGAAGUGCGUAGCAUUUUAUAAUAUAACAAAACAAGAUCGGAAAGUAUUUUCUUAUUAGCCCUAUUUCUGGAGAAAAAAAAAACAAACAAAGUGAAAACAAGUUUAUAAAUUUUAGGUACGACGGUGUAUGUUUUGUUAAUGAAAGAAUAAAGUAUGGAACUAUAAUACCGAA